AUGAGAAAAGGGAUAAAAAGGGAAAAUGAGAAGAAGAUAAAGGUUUAUGGAUUUGAAAUUCUAAAUCAAAGAACAAAGACUCAUACAUAUCCACAAUCACACAAUCCAACAACCUCUUCUGGUAAAAAUCCAUUCUUUAAUGAACACGAUCAUCAUUUCUGUAGAGUAGUUGCUGAUAAUGAUGAUCCAAUUGACACAUCAAAGUUAAAUGUUGGCAUUAUUUUUUGUGAUGAUAAUAAUGACGGUGGUGAUGGGGUUGAUGAACCUUAUGAAAUACUUGCACCAUCAUUUCACCCUGAUGAAAAUGAUAUUUUAGAAUUUAAUGAGGUGUCAGGUGAUAAUCUCGAAAUGGAAGUUAAAGCCUUACAAAAAUUAUCAUUAUCAACAAAUCAGGGAAAUAACGAUAAACAAUGGGAGGGGGGAGAGGAGGAAAAGUCACCUGCUAAAAUUGUUUGCCCAAGUGAAAUAAUAAUCGAUCCUCAUAAAUUUUCUAUAACAGAGAAAGAAUAUAAUAACAAUGAUUAUGAUGAAUUAGACAUUGACUUGGAAACUGGGCUAGAAGAAGAAUUUAAAGAGGAUCCACCAUCUCCAACAUCACCACGUGAUUCAGAGAAAGAAGCACCUGUUUUUACCGAAGAGGAAGAUGGCACAUUGGAAGCUGCCUCAUAUCGAUUUGAAACAGAUUCUAACUGGCAAGACGAGUCAAAUAUAGAGUUUGGGGAUGAUCCCGAUUAUAAAAUUUGGUCGGACGAUGAAGGAAUCGAUCCGUUGGAAAAUAAAUAA
This is a messenger RNA of Entrophospora candida, 783 nucleotides long. The record is from the annotation of a GenBank genome assembly. Lineage: Eukaryota; Fungi; Glomeromycota; Glomeromycetes; Entrophosporales; Entrophosporaceae.